Messenger RNA from Myripristis murdjan (pinecone soldierfish), 3405 nucleotides. RefSeq names its product anosmin 1b (gene anos1b). The record is from RefSeq and is a predicted model, not a curated record. The transcript has 15 exons. NCBI's taxonomy places the organism in Eukaryota, Metazoa, Chordata, Actinopteri, Holocentriformes, Holocentridae. Gene Ontology annotation, biological process: neuron differentiation. Bases 61 to 2274 code for a protein of 737 amino acids. Gene Ontology annotation, molecular function: protein binding; peptidase inhibitor activity. Gene Ontology annotation, cellular component: extracellular region; cell surface.
CACUCGCGCCACAGAGCCGCUCCGGUUGUUGUUAUCGUCCCUCCGCUCCCUCCCGGUGUCAUGUCAGCUGGUCGGGCCGGCGUGCUGCUCCUGUGCUCGGUGCUGGCGGUGAGCUGCGCUCGCAGGACUUCACCGGAGCACGAGGAUGUUCAGGAGAAAUUCAACAGCGCCAGAUGCACGUCCAGGUGCCUCACUCUGCACAUGACCCAACUGACCGCUGCUUUCAGACACCUACAGAGUGACCAGGUUCUGACUUGGUGUGAGAACCACAGACGCUGCUCGCAGUGCCUUCAGCCAUGCAAGGAGUUGUGGGAAACUAGGAAGGUGCCGUCUCCAAAGUCCUGUGAGAAGCAGACAGAGUGUGUGACCAGCAGGGAGUUCCUGGCCUCCCUGAGGUCCUCACGUCAGGGUGACUGCCCCCCGCCCCAGCGAGCCACCGGCUUCGCCGCAGCCUGCGUGGAGAGCUGCUCGUUAGACCAGCACUGUCCCGCCCCCAGGAAGUGCUGCUCCAAUGGCUGCGGGCACACUUGCCAAGCCCCAGCCAAUCUCUACAAAGGCGUUCCUCUGAAGCCUCGCAGGGAGAUGAGCUUCCUGGAGGACUCAGAGGGCCGUGUGAAGGUGGCGUGGGUGUCCAAGUUCAACGUCAGCGUGGAGCCGGUCGUUUACAUGCUCCAGUCCCGCUGGAACAUCGGCAUACACCCCAGUGAAGACCAUGCCUCCCCGUGGGCCACUGUUGCCAUGACCCUUGCAGAACAUGUGGUUUUAUCGGAGCUGAGGCCACAGCGCUGGUACCAGUUCAGAGUCGCGGCCAUCAACAGCCAGGGCAGCAGAGGGUUUACCACACCGAGCAAACACUACAUCUCCAGCAAAGACCCCUCACCUCCUGAUGCUCCCACAAGUAUCAGAGUGACCAAUCAGACUCUGGACCACGUGGGGUCACGACCAGCACUCACAGCCAGGUCCAGAGGUGAGGGGGUCGUAGUGGCUGUGCUGUUACGCUGGGAGCCCCCAAGGGAUGGAGACCUGCCAGUCCACCACUACAGAGUCACCUGGACACCCCGACACACACACACAUCACAUGGAAACAGACAUUCGCCGCAUUCACACACACAUGCACACAGAAACAUACACACACUGCCUAUAUACCCACGCUUAGCAGAGCAGAGUAAAAAGGAGAGCAACAGCAGACUGACACAAGGGGCGCAGUGUGAGCUGUGGCUACAGGGUCUGCAGCCCGCUACUUCCUACUUCCUGUCUGUUCAGACGGUGGCCUACUGGGGUCAGAAGAGACUGAAGAGUCCCAGAGCCCAAAUUGUAUUCACCACCAUCACCUCUACAGACCUUCUUGACUCUCCUCAACCAGACUCCAUCAAAGGAGAAGACUUCUCCAAUGAACUCCCAUCUUCCUCCUCCUCCUCUUCCCUUCCCUCCUCCUCUUCCCACUCCUCUUCCUCCUCCUCCUCCUCCUCCUCCUCUUCCUCUUCCUCUAGCGUCCCGUUAUCCUCCUCUCUCCCUCACCCGGAAGCUGCUCCUAACCCUGUUAGCCCUGGCACCCUGCGACUGGAGGCCGCCGCCCCUCAUUACCAUGACGAUCAGCUGCAAGUCAAGGUGUUCUGGAAGUGGCUUCACCAAGCCAGACUCAGAGACCCUGGGCCGUAUGUGUUGCGGUGGCGUCCACAUACUUGUGAUACUAAUAUUACCAGCACAGAGAGAACUACAGCGGUACAGGGCACCCAUCACACCAUCAAAGGCCUGUUGUUCUCCUGUAAGUACCGUGUUGCUGUGGCAACGGAGGAAGACCCAGGUUCAGAGGCUGUUACCUGGGUUACAACCCCGGCUUGUUCCUCUGUCAGGGUCAGAGCAGGCAAAGCUCUGCCUUGCAACACUGAAGAGCGCCCCCUGUCAGGCAGAAAGGUGAUACUGCGUCCCGAGCGGCUGACUGCAGACUUCCAGCAAGUCAACGGCACCUUGCUUGCCACGUUUCGCUGGAGGCUGUCCCAGCAUGCACUGCACCAGCCGGCUAUCGAGGGAUUCCAGUUCACCUGGACACAGCUGGACCUGCACUCAGGGGUUACUGUGGCAACAGAGGGCCAGGAGGACACACUUAUCUCACAGACACAGAUAGUCUCACCGUCACAGCGGUCGGUGACAGUCUCCGGUCUUCAGGCUGACAGUACCUACCAGCUGCAGCUCCAGGUGCUGACAGCAGGGGGCAGUAAUGGUGCCGCAGUCUCCAAGAUCAUCCGCACCCCAGUUAUCAAUACAACACUGUGACAGGUCCCGCCCCCAUCGCUGUCAUCAUCUGCUGCUUCAUCGUCAUCCUCAUUACCAACAGCAUCCUCCUCAUUUCUGUUUUCACACCUUGUAAUCGGUCUUUUUUCAGCACAGUUUUAUGACCGUUCAAACACAGAUUACGUGACCAAAACUGUAGCUGCAGGGGAAACGAAGCCACUCCUCGAAGAAUGCAUCAGUGCUGAAUUGAGAAGUCAAGAGAUGAAUACCAAAAUGUCUAAAUCCAGAGGGCAGAUUCUUCCUCUGACAUGUCUGAUAUCAAUGCAAACCAGUUUCAUUUUCACAUUUUUAUCACAUACACAUUUUUCACUUUCAUUACAUUGGGAAGGUCAUUAGAGCUACGAUAAGGGAAGAAACAGAUAGCUGGAUAUAUCAGUUUGUUUUGCUCCAGGGAUCCAAUUUGAUGGCCUAAAGUCACUGUUUAGUGAAAGUGACAGGAUCAGAUCAGCACUUGAUGUUUGCUUUCUUUUGCUCUUUUUUUCCUCUUGGGGUGACGCAGACAAGAUGUAUGUAAAAUAAAUAAAUAAAUAAAUAAAAGUGGGACUUCCCUUAAGGCUGCAUCUGUCCAUGUUCAGUGUUUAGACUAGCCUAAAUCCUGUCAUUCUGACCGGGGGGACGUCGCUGGAGCCAAAUGACCCUCAUUGUUGUUUUCGAUCCUGCAAAUAGAGAUUAUAGCACUGACCGAAUGUCCGUAUGUAUUUCUGUGUAGACAUAAACCAACCGUGUUGUCUUUAUUUCACUGCAUUAUCCACUGGCUGCCUCCUAAACCAGUGGAUCUGACUUGAAGCCUUCAGCUCAGCUCCACCGUAAGACUCUGUUCAUAUGUAAAGAAAGUUAAACUCAAACCAAAACAUUACUUCUUUUUUUUUUUUCAUUAAAUCUAGCCAAAUUGGCUUGUAAUCACAUGUCCUCCGCAAGUUCCGGCAUUACUUUGCAUUAUAAUACGCUGUGACACACUGUAUAUUACAUUUACACACAAUAAUACCUUGGUAUGUGUUUCUGUGUCUUAUGAAGGGGUGCCAUUACCGGUCGAAACCAACAGCCAGUAGCACAAAUAGCUCAAUUUAUGAAUAUCCUGUUAAUAUUGUUCUCAUGUAACCUUAGAAUUUUGUU